Molecule: messenger RNA, 1661 nt
Organism: Symbiodinium sp. CCMP2456
Lineage: Eukaryota; Dinophyceae; Suessiales; Symbiodiniaceae
Source: the annotation of a GenBank genome assembly
GCGAAAGCCCGGAAGAGGGGACCUCGCCCUCCGCGAAGCGCCGGCGCCAGGCGACCUCGGUGCCUUCCGAGCUCCCGGCUGACUGGGGCGUCGAUGGCCGCGUGGCUCUGGAUUUCGCGGGUUUGAGCGCCGGGGCGCGCGAGGUCUGCUUCGAGCGCUUGCGGAAGGUCUUCGAAGAAGGCGCCAGGGUGCGCGACAUCAACAGAUACUGCUCCACCGUCAUCAAGGGCGUCGGCGACAGCUUCGGGUCCGCUCUUCCUCCGGCCCUACGGGAGGCGCUGGAGGCCAAGCUCGCGGGCUCGGGCUGGACGUUUGGGGACUUGGACUCCAGCGCCAUCGGGGCCUUGGCUGGGCUGCCGGAGACCGCGGCCUGGGAGCUCCUGGAAAGCCUCCGCCCCGCCUCGGUGUCGAACCUGUCUGCCUUCGUGUCCGGUGCAGCCAAGCGGCUGGGGGCCCAGUGCCCUUUGGCACAAGCCCUGGGCAAGGGCUGGCCGGCGGUGGCGAAGGUGCUGGGCAAGGACCGGGCCGUUGGUGGCCAGGGGCUCGUCAAGGCCAUCGCCCUCGCUUGCCAGCAGCAGACGCCCGAGGCCUUCGAGGCGGCGUGCACGGCGCUGAGUCGCUUCCCGGGGGGCUGCAAGCCGCCCCUCUCGACCUACAACGGCAUCUUCAAGGUGGCCGGUCGCGUGGGGCGAUGGCCGAAGGCUCUGGAGCUUUUCAGCCAGCUGCCUGAGCACCUGCAGCCAAACCGCUACACCUACACGGCCCUCUUCGACGCAGUGGUCAAAGGCGGAGGUCCCCAGACGGUCCUCUGGGCUUUGUGGAACCACCUGCAGCGGAGCAAAGUGAAGGCGGAUCUGCAGCUAAUGAGCACGAUGCUGCAAGGCUGCUCGGACGCCUCCGUGGUGGAGGAGCUUUUGGGGGAGCUCGACUGGCAGGGGCUGACGCCCAACCUGGAGGUGCUCACAAGCAUGCUCGGCUGCCUCCGACGCGCGGGCGCCGCGACGAACAGGACCUGGGAGGUGCUGAAGCUGGCCAAGAGCUGCGAGCUGACCCUGGAUUGCCAGUUCCUCGUCCAGGUGGUGACGGCCCUUGGCUUCGCAAACGACACAGGUGCCGUGGUUCUUCUCAUGGAGAGUGUCCGCGAGGUCUACAAGGUGGACCCCGACGUCUUCCUCUACACUGCAGCGAUCUCGCAGUGUGCCCGAGCUGGCGAUGUUGCUGGUGCUGAGACCAUCAUCCGCCUGAUGCAGCAGGACCAGGUGGAGCCCAACGAGCACACCCACUGCGCUAUCAUCGCAGUCUAUAGCAAGGCUGGCAAACUGCUGGAGGCCGUCAGACAUUUCCAGGAGGCCAACGAGAAGGUGGCUCUGCCCAUCGAGGGCUACACGAGCAUCCUCUCCGGCUGCCGGGCCGCCCUGGACAACCGCUGCGCGCUGCAGGUCCUGAAGCUCGGCUUCCUGCGCAUUUCCCAAGGCCCCGUGAAGUCUGCGUGCUACACGCUUGCCCGCCAGUCCUGCGCCUUAGCCGGGGACGAGGCAGGUGCCGCCAAAGUGGACAAGUGGCAAAAGCGAGACGGUGUGAUCACCCACGUCCCCACGAGUACUGUGGAUGACCCUUCCACUGGGGAACGGCUGCCUUUCCAGGACAAUGCUGCUUCUUAA